Molecule: messenger RNA, 2187 nt
Organism: Bursaphelenchus xylophilus (pine wood nematode)
Lineage: Eukaryota; Metazoa; Nematoda; Chromadorea; Rhabditida; Aphelenchoididae
Source: the annotation of a GenBank genome assembly
AUGGGUGGCAUUUACGAACGUCUCGUUGCUUUAUGCAAAUCAACAUUACAUAAGUCGCUAGGCCGCCGACUUAUUCCAGACGAUGAACUACGAACACAACUACUGGAAUGCGCAAGCAUAAUAAAUUCUCGUCCACUUUGUUAUCAAGCCGAGGGUGAUACCCCCGUCCUCACGCCAAACGACUUCCUCGGAGUAAUGCCGAAGCAGCUCCCGUAUCCUACAGACAACGAUGACGACCCCGACUGGCUGCCCGAGAACGAUGAUUCUGCGCGCGCAGCGCUCUUAAAACGAUGGAAAGACUCAAAUUCGCGUCUUGAAAAAACGUGGAAUUAUUGGAAUAAAGCAUACGUAACUACACUGCAAGAUCGCGUCAAAAAUACACACGAUAACCCCCAUCUUUCUGUCAAGUCUUUUCCUCAACUCAAUGAGAUUGUGAUUCUGCAGGAGGAUAAAACACCCCGCCAAUCAUGGAGAUUAGGCCGCGUUUCUGAAAUUUCAAGCAACCGUCACGUGAAAAUUGCGCUGGGCGAACGAAACGGUCAAAGAAAAACCGUUGCACGCCCAAUCAAUCGGAUCUGUCCACUAGAACUUCGCGCUUUCUCAACUUGUCUAAUCUCUCUAUUAUGUCUGGUGCGUUUAACCUUGUCUUGUUCAGAUUUAGCUGUGUUGACGGGACAGGCUCAGGAUUGUCAAAUUUCGGAUGUAAUCAAAUGCCGAUAUCAACAAAGCACGCUGUUUCCGGUCACGCCAUCAACGCAAACAGUAUGUGCAGAACUCCGCGCACCAAAUAAUGAAGCCUCAACACGAUUGGUGAUCAAGCUGAAAUCCGUUAAGUACAAAUGCCAUCGAUCGACUCUCGCGUAUACUAGACAGGUGGCUGCACACGUGGUGAAAUCCGUGAAAUCCGUCCGUUGCGACCAGGCUCUAGGGUCCGAAUGUUUCUCCAACUUUUGCGAAUCCACGAAAUCGGAGACAAAAAUCCCGGCCUUUGGAGAUCAGCCGAACUCAGCACCUGGACAUACGAACUGCUUCAGAAGAUGCGGAUGUGCGUGGUGCGGUUGCGGAUUAUGCUCAGAAGGAUGUUUGUUCUACCGAUACUUCCUGGAAAGUGAUGUACCCGACAUUUUUACAGUAUUUUCAUGUCCAUCAUUUACACCUACGGUAGUAGGUGAAUUUACUCUGAAUAAUAUCACUAAGAAAUUUGUUCUUACUCCAGCCUUGCCAUAUCAUUUUUCUAACAUUACUUUAACAGUCGCAUCUCUCUCAACUGCCCCUGCUCCAAUUUUUAAUUCCAUGUUUCUUCAAAACCUUCGAUCUAAUUCUACUGCUAUAAUCCCAGAAACUGUCCGAUCUUCUCCUUCCAAUCCAUUAUCUGUAUAUCCAUGUGCAUCAGCAUCAGCUGCAAGAGACAUGUCAUGCCCAGUACGCAAGGACAUCUGUCGCUGUUCGCCUGAUUCAUAUGACCCUCAUUGUUCUUGCCAUGUCUUAGAUCUCCCUGAAAUCCUUCGUUCGGACCAUGCGCUGCCGCUCAGGCGGGGGGACCUCAUGCUCUCAGAGCACGAUGGCGAAGUGUUGGUGACCGCUUCUACUCCACUACAGCUUCAAAUACAAAUCAACGAAACUCUCGUUUUGCAAACACACCUCUCUACCUGCACUAUUGAGGACACCAACAUAAUCGGAUGCCUAGAUUGCACAGAAGGAGCCACAAUGUCAAUGAAGUGUUCUACCAAUUUUGGACCCACCACCGCCAGAUUCGAAUGCGACAGUACUAUUAUAAAGGAAAUCGAGUGUAUAACUGGGGAAAGAAUAUCAACCUCCAUCUACUCCACUACCUCCGACAUCAACGAAGAUUGUAAGGCAAUUUGCGUGGGAGGCGAAACCCAAUUCUCCCUGAAGGGCAAGUUGGCUAUAGCGCAGCCCAUUAUCCCAUCAGAUAUGGAACGGGCGGCCAAGGACCUGACGCCAGAAGUCGUCAGCGUGUGGGAAGCAUUGAAGGAUAUCUGGGGUUCUUAUAAAACAAUAUUCAUAACAGUUCUGUCUGUAGGAUUGUUUCUGAUCGCCGUCUAUCUACUCCAAUUGUUUAUCCCCCUGUUCAUGUUGGCCGGGGAGUGUCUCCGAAAUAAACAGCCCCGCCCCCAAUUGACCCCUCUGCCUUUCCGCCGUGUCCACGGCGGUCAAAGGCCUUGA